Molecule: messenger RNA, 1671 nt
Organism: Nematocida homosporus
Lineage: Eukaryota; Fungi; Microsporidia
Product: phosphoacetylglucosamine mutase
Exons: 1
Biological process (GO): UDP-N-acetylglucosamine biosynthetic process; carbohydrate metabolic process
Molecular function (GO): phosphoacetylglucosamine mutase activity; magnesium ion binding
Source: RefSeq, a predicted model, not a curated record
AUGAAAGUCUUUUGGCGCCAAGAUCAGGAAAAGAUAGGGUAUGGGACUGCUGGGUAUAGGGGUGAUUGGGAAAAGGUUGCUGAUAUUGUGACUAGGGCUUAUUUAGUUUGUGCUAUGCGCUCGGCGUCUGUAGGGAGGCCGAUAGGUCUGAUGUUGACGGCAUCGCACAAUCCGGCUAAGGAUAAUGGAAUUAAGUAUGUUGAUUAUGAUGGGAAUAUGUUUGCCGUAGAAUGGGAACAGAUAAGUAAUCGGGUAGUGAAUGCCACGAACGAUGAACUCUUGGAGGAGAUCAAGAAGUAUCCAUUGGUAGGUAGUGUGGUUUAUAUUGCCAGGGAUACACGAGAGAGUGGAGUAAGUAUGGUUGAGAAGUGUUUGGCGGCCAGCCGGGCACUACAGGCUGAAGAAGGACUGGGGGAGCAGGUUCUGCUUGAUUUAGGCGUGUGCACAACUCCGGAAGUUCACUUUCUGCUCAGAGAAUUACACGGACAAGGUUUGGAUAAUCGGAGUUAUCCUAAGGGCGAGGAGUUAGACCGGAUCCGAAACUUGUACUUCACACGUGUUGAGCGGUUUGCCCAGAUUAUCGAGCAUAUAUUUGGCAAAGAAGGACGAAUCCAGCGGGUGCUAGAUAGUGCUAAUGGAGUUGGCCGCGAGAAGUUUAAGGCGAUUAAGGCGGCUUUGCGUCGCACAACUGACUUGUUACUACUGGAGAAUGAUAAAGACUUAAACGAAGAGUGUGGAUCGGAUUACAUUAAAAGUAAGCAUGAACGGCCAGCCGGGGUUUUAAGUAAGGAAGCUGAAGUUGAAAUCAAAACCAGCGACGGUCUGGUUUCAGGCAAAACUCUCAUCUGUGCUUUUGAUGGCGAUGCCGAUCGAAUAGUUUAUUUAAGACCAGAUACGAAUGAGAUUUUAGACGGCGACAGAUUGUGCGUACUCUUUUCAUCGUUUCUCAACCACUUACUAGCUAUUACACAAGAGACUUUAGUUCUAACUUCAGUUGUAACAGAUUACUCCAAUGGUGCAGCUAUGGAAGAGUUAAAAUCCCAAGGCGAUUUAAAGAUAGCUGCUACUGGGGUCAAAAACAUGCAGAAAGAGGCCUGUAAGCACCCAAUCUCGGUUUGGUUUGAAAGUAACGGCCAUGGCACUAUCUUUUUCUCAAACGAAACCAAAAAGUACUUCCAAAACAAGAUCAGAUACAGAAAAAGCACCAACAUUCUUGACCUUUCUGAGACAGACUUAGCUAACGAAAUCGAAGCACUUCUUUCCCAAACCACUCCCGAACUAUCAGGACACAAUCCCGACAAAACAUCACCAUACAAUGAAACCUUCCAACUACUAUCCAAAAACGAAGCUUACCUCCUACUCCACAGCCUAGGCUCCUUAUUUGACCCCUUUAUUGGAGACGCCAUUGUAAAUAUGUGUUUAGCCGAAAGCAUUUUCUAUAGCCAGUUCAUUUUGCCUACUAUCCUUCUCAGUCUUUACAAAGACCUUCCAAAUGUUCUGAUCGGACUAACAGGCAACAAAGAGUUACUUACUGAUGUCCUUCUCGAAAGCAUCAAGCAAAAGUACGGCGACCUCCGCAUCCACUUAAGAGCUUCAGGAACCGAAGACAUCAUUCGCAUCUAUGCCGAAGGUCCUGUUCUGGCCCAGGUUGAAACCGCCAUCAAAGAAAUU